Molecule: messenger RNA, 2084 nt
Organism: Odobenus rosmarus divergens (Pacific walrus)
Lineage: Eukaryota; Metazoa; Chordata; Mammalia; Carnivora; Odobenidae
Gene: ST7L
Product: suppression of tumorigenicity 7 like
Exons: 14
Coding region: 293-1963 (556 amino acids)
Molecular function (GO): protein binding
Source: RefSeq, a predicted model, not a curated record
GGGUGAGAGGUGAUCCUCACUCGUAUGGAAGCAAAAACAUUUCACUCCGAGAUCACAUCUCAGUCCAGUUCCUCCAGAAUAUGUGCCGCUAGUCACCCCCUCCCGCCCUUCGAAGGAAAGGUAACCCCAGUCCUGGGACUCUCCUCCACCUUCCAAAUUUUCUUGCUCCGCUUUCCCUGGGACUCAGCCUUCACAGAGGCCAACUUCAUGUCCGCCACUAUCCCAGGAUUCCCGACUCCCUGUUUCCUGCCCUUCUCCCCUCCCAGCUCCCGGAGCCUGCGGGAGCGGCAAGAUGGCGGACGGUGACGGCUUGGGUGAAGCAGCGACUGCUGCGGCAUCUCCUCCUGCACCUGCUCCCGGCCUGAGCCCGUCGCUGGGCUGGAGGGAGCGGCUGCGGGCCGGGCUGGCUGGGACUGGGGCCUCGCUGUGGUUUGUGGCGGGGCUGGGACUGCUUUACGCUCUGAGGGUCCCGCUGAGGCUGUGUGAGAAUUUGGCUGCGGUGACAGUAUUUUUAAAUUCAUUGACACCCAAAUUCUACGUGGCACUUACAGGAACAUCUUCUUUGAUAUCAGGACUAAUAUUUAUAUUUGAAUGGUGGUACUUCCAUAAGCACGGCACGUCUUUUAUUGAACAAGUAUCUGUGAGCCAUUUGCGACCACUGAUGGGAGGAACAGAAAGCAGCAUUUCAGAGCCAGGUUCUCCUUCUAGAAACAGAGAAAGUGAAACCAGCAGACAGAAUUUGUCAGAAUGCAAGGUAUGGAGAAACCCUCUAAAUCUUUUCAGAGGAGCAGAAUAUAGGAGAUAUACUUGGGUGACUGGUAAAGAGCCACUUACAUACUAUGACAUGAAUUUGUCAGCUCAGGACCAUCAGACCUUUUUCACCUGUGACACGGACUUUUUACGUCCUUCAGACAUAGUUAUGCAGAAGGCAUGGAGGGAAAGAAAUCCUCCAGCUCGAAUCAAAGCAGCCUAUCAAGCUUUAGAAUUAAACAAUGACUGCGCCACUGCAUACGUUCUACUGGCUGAGGAAGAAGCGACAACUAUUGUAGAUGCUGAAAGAUUAUUUAAACAGGCACUCAAGGCAGGAGAAACAAUUUACAGGCGGUCACAGCAGUGCCAGCACCAAAGUCCUCAGCAUGAAGCUCAACUGAGAAGAGAUACCAAUGUACUGGUAUAUAUUAAAAGAAGAUUAGCAAUGUGUGCAAGAAAAUUAGGAAGAAUAAGAGAAGCAGUAAAAAUAAUGAGAGAUUUGAUGAAAGAAUUCCCUCCUCUUACCAUGUUGAACAUCCAUGAGAAUCUCCUAGAAUCACUUUUAGAAUUACAGGCCUAUGCAGAUGUUCAGGCAGUCCUAGCAAAAUAUGAUGAUAUAAGCCUUCCAAAGUCAGCAGCAAUCUGUUAUACAGCAGCACUAUUGAAGACAAGGACUGUUUCAGAUAAAUUCUCUCCCGAAACAGCUUCCAGAAGAGGGCUAAGCACAGCAGAAAUCAAUGCUGUGGAAGCAAUUCAUAGAGCUGUGGAAUUUAAUCCUCAUGUUCCAAAAUACUUACUAGAGAUGAAAAGUCUAAUUUUACCUCCAGAGCACAUUCUGAAACGGGGUGAUAGUGAAGCAAUCGCCUAUGCUUUCUUCCAUCUUCAGCACUGGAAGAGAAUAGAAGGUGCUCUUAAUCUGUUACAGUGUACGUGGGAAGGCACUUUUAGAAUGAUUCCAUAUCCAUUAGAGAAAGGCCAUCUAUUUUAUCCUUAUCCCAGCUGCACAGAGACUGCUGAUAGAGAGCUAUUACCUACCUUUCAUCAUGUUUCUGUUUACCCAAAGAAGGAGCUUCCUUUUUUCAUCAAUUUCACAGCAGGACUGUGUUCUUCUACAGCAAUGAUAGCUCUUCUCACACACCAGUUUCCUGAAAUCAUGGGUGUUUUUGCUAACGCUGUAAGUAUGAUCUCAAGGACUUGUGUAGAGUAUUUGUAAAACACACAAGAAACCAUCUCUGAUCUGUUUGUGCUAAGCCAGUUGUUCAGCAGAAGAUGUUUGUAUAGUAAAUUACAGGACUUGAUUUGUAAAGCUGCUGCUCUAAAUAUGUCAAACAUAA